This is a messenger RNA of Dothidotthia symphoricarpi CBS 119687, 1433 nucleotides long. Its product is annotated as gibberellin 2-oxidase. The record is from RefSeq and is a predicted model, not a curated record. Bases 86 to 1246 code for a protein of 386 amino acids. Gene Ontology annotation, molecular function: dioxygenase activity. Lineage: Eukaryota; Fungi; Ascomycota; Dothideomycetes; Pleosporales; Dothidotthiaceae. The transcript has 2 exons.
UGAAGAAAGGCAUUGGAACAUAUAUAGUAUCCCAAAGUCUUGUCCUUCACUUCCAUAACUUGUUCGCUGCUUCACAUCUGCUACUAUGUCUACAACAACUACCCAAACCACCUCAGUGAAGGUUGACGACCAGAAAGAUCUUUCUCAAUAUGACUUCGCAAACCUCAAGCCAUACGUCCACCCGCCAGAGACGAAGGAAAACCUCAAUUGGUCGGAGCUUGUCACUCUUGAUCUCGAGGACUAUGACCGACCAGGUGGUAAGGAGCGACUAGCGAAACAACUCGAACACGCCGUCCACCAUGUUGGCUUUUUCUACGUCAAAAACUUCGGCCUCGCCCAAGAGCAAGUCGACCAACAGUUCACCCUAGCAAAGCACUUCUUCGAGCUCCCCGUUUCAGAAAAAGAGAAAUACGAAGUCAACUACAAAGCCGCCGACUACAACGGCUGGCGUCGCCCAGGCCGCGCCCUAGUCGCCGACACAAAAGACAACAUAGAAAUUUUCAACAUCCCCAAGUUCACAGACGACUUCAAGGGCAAAUACGACUACCCCGACCUCCUCAAAGCGCACCUCCCCGAGAUCGAGGUCUUCCAGCGAGCACUGCACGCGAACGUCGUCCUGCCGCUUCUCCGCCUAUUCGCCAUCGUGCUCCAGCUCCCAGACGAAGAAUACCUCGUAAAGCAGCACACGUACGACAAGAAGUCAGAAGACCACUACCGCUACAUGAUCUACCACCCGCGCACAGAAGCGCAAUGGGAAGCCUCGAAAUACGGCGCAACAGGCGGCCACACCGACCUCGGAACUGUCACCCUACUCUUCCGCCAACCCGUCGCAGGCCUGCAGAUCCUCGGCGAAGACGGAAACUGGACGUCUGUCAGCGCGCAGCCCGGCACCAUCACCGUCAACCUCGCAGACACCAUCUCGCACCUCACAGGCGGCUGGCUCAAGUCCUCCGUGCAUCGCGUGGUGGCGCCACCCAGAGACCAGUGGGAGUAUAGUCGCACGGGGCUGUUGUACUUCGCGCGCCCGCACAACGAUACGCAGUUGCUGCCUAUUACGGACUCGCUGGUGCUGGAGAAGGCGGGCGUGAAGCCGCGGUUCGAGAAGAUUGUUACAAUGGAGGAGUGGGUGCGCGCCAAGCAGACGCUGCAGUUGAAUCCGGAUAUUGCGGCGAAGCGGUGGGCGGAGAGGGGGGAUGGGAAGGUCGAGGUUCUUGCCGGGUUUCAUGAUCAGAGGUAUAAGGAGUAGAGGAUGGGGUUAGAAAAGAAUAUGAUAGUUUCUCUUGCACACUUCCCAGCAUUGUCUAGGUUGUGUGUGCCUCGAUGUAUUGGACGUUCGUUCUUGAAUUCACGUCUGGGUCAUUGAAAUACUGUGACCAUGGCUAGAAAUUGUAUCAAUCUAUGCAUAAAGCAUAUCAUUGAUAGCUCGAGGCAAU